This is a messenger RNA of Cydia strobilella, 1961 nucleotides long. It is a transcript of the gene Zip48C, whose product is annotated as zinc transporter ZIP11. Gene Ontology annotation, biological process: zinc ion transmembrane transport. Gene Ontology annotation, cellular component: membrane. The record is from RefSeq and is a predicted model, not a curated record. Lineage: Eukaryota; Metazoa; Arthropoda; Insecta; Lepidoptera; Tortricidae. Gene Ontology annotation, molecular function: zinc ion transmembrane transporter activity. The coding region runs from base 151 to 1212 and encodes 353 amino acids. The transcript has 7 exons.
ACAGUUGAUACACGCACGUAGACUCAGUCCUGCGAGGUAUAUAAAUAGGACAUGUUUAGCUGUAAUUAAUUUAAAAACAUCUCGCGUGGAAGAGAUGAACAACCAAGAGUACUUAAUAAGCAAAUUAGUUACUUAAAGACAUAAUCCACGAUGAUUGAAGGGUACGGGGCAGUGACCCAGGCCCUUCUGGGGACUCUCUUAACGUGGGGACUUACAGCAGCCGGCGCUUCUUUAGUAUUUUUUGUACGAGGAAAACAGAGAAAACUUCUUGAUGUUUCACUUGGUUUUGCCGCUGGUGUCAUGACUGCGGCAUCAUACUGGUCACUCUUAGACCCAGCAAUAACCCUUUGUGAGAAGCAAGGAAUAUAUGGCAAAUAUGCUUUCCUGCCUGUUGCUGCGGGAUUCCUUCUUGGAGCUGUAUUUGUAUUUGGAACAGAUGUAUUCUUAGACUAUUUGGGACUCAACUCAACCAACAUGAUGAUGUCCAUAACAAAAAGUAAAGAAGGAAAAGAGAAAAUAGAAGACUUGGAAAUGAUGGCUGCGCUGAACCGGCCUUCGGGGCCCACGAGCGUGGUCACGUUAGACCCGGUGCAGCCCACCGACUUCGCGGACUGCAUCAACAGCCAGCACUCGGCGCAGCGCCGGCGGCACCACCACUCACAGCACUCGCUCUCGAAACCCACAGAGAACGGCGAGGGCGACCGCCGCGACAGUCUCCAGCGAUCGCUGGAAGCGCGACAGUCGCAGUGGAAACGCAUCAUGUUACUGGUGGUCGCCAUCACCGUCCACAACAUUCCCGAGGGGCUCGCCGUCGGUGUGUCUUUCGGCGCGGCGGCGGCCAGCGAUGACGUCGCUAACUCCUUCCAUGUCGCCAGGACACUAGCCCUGGGCAUCGGCAUCCAGAACUUUCCAGAAGGCUUGGCGGUUAGUUUGCCGCUGCAAGCCGCAGGAUUCUCCACUUGGAGGGCGUUUUGGUAUGGCCAGUUGUCCGGCAUGGUGGAGCCAGUGUUCGGCGUGCUUGGUGCGGUGGCGGUGGCGGCGGCGGAACCCGCGCUGCCCUACGCGCUGGCCUUCGCCGCGGGCGCGAUGAUAUACGUCGUCGCCGACGACAUCAUCCCCGAAGCCAAUGCCUCAGGCAACGGCAAGCUGGCAACGUGGGGCUGCAUCGCCGGCUUCAUGGUGAUGAUGUGCCUGGACGUGGGGCUCGGCUAACGGCCCGCGGCCUCCCUUCGUGUCUUCUCACCGCGACCACGGCUCCCAGAUAACGAUAACUUUAGAGCGCAAGACAAACUGAAAACACAGAGUAGAAACAUACAACCUGGGCUAUGGACUAAAAGUAUGGGAAGAAGACUAAUAUGAAAUUUGUGGAAUAUUUAAUGUUGGUGAUACACAGAAAUGGCAUACGGUUAUUUCUUGUUUAGUCUAUCUUGCGCUUUAUAAUAGCAACUGCAGAUGCCCUUGGGCCCCAAUAUUUGUGCAUCCAAUAAAUUUGGCAUAUGAGUUGGUUUAUAUAUAUCACCGGGCCUUGCAUUGUUAAAAGAUUAGUUCAAUGUUAGUGAUAUUUGUUCUGUGGUAUUUAAGUAUAUCUUUGCUCAUUUUCUUACAAAAAAUUUACUAUAGUUGUCGGUCGGUUAUGUUCUCACUUUCGUAACUACUUUUUCAUGAUGGUGAUGAUGUUGAUGAAAUAUGCACAUAGUAUCGUUUUAUUGAAUAUAAAUAUCUUGCGGUAGGUAUAGUUCAGAAGGUUAUUUACUUUCCGAAAGUAUAUUACUUAAAGUAUUUAAAGUUGCCAUAGUCAAUGGAUGGAAUGUGGAUGUAAUGUUUUUCGGUUAACGAAAUACACAAGUAAAUGUUAUAAUACGACAUUCCUUGUAAAUAUGUACGAUAAAAUAAUGUUAACUAAUUAAGGUACUGCCAACAAUUGAUACCAAUUAAUAAAUGUAAAUUUAAGAAUGCCUUUA